GUAAUCACAUUAGUUCAAAAUUCUGUUUACUCGAUCAAUUGUAAUCCUACAUAAGAAUUAUUAUUAUUUAUAAUUCAUAGAAGAUUAAUUUAUAUAAGAGUUCACUUUAAAAUAUUUUCAAAUAAACAAUGGCUGCUGAUAACUAUCGAUUUGCUGAAAGCGAUAGCUUAUUAUGUUAUCAUGGGCCUAUGUUAUAUGAAGCAAAGUGCUUGAAACGACGUAAAACUGCUGAUGGAAAAGCACAAUAUUUUAUUCAUUACAAAGGUUGGAAUAGUAAAUGGGAAGAAUGGGUUGAUGAUGACCGAGUAUUGGCUGUAAAUACAGUCAAUAUGAAUAAGAUGGCUUCUUUGAAAGCAUUACAUUCAAAUUCUAAAAAAAGUGGAGGAAAACGUUCAGUUUCCUCAAUUAUUGUCAAAGAAGAAACUGUCCGUAAUACUACACCACCUGUAACUAAAGGAAAAAAACGUAAACAUUCUGAACUUUCUGAAUCAAACCAAAUUAUGAAUAUAUCAUCCCCAGCAUCACCGGCAUCCCCUGUACCAAAAAAACGAGGGCGUCCUCCUAAAGUAAAUUCUUCUAGUUCAAAAAUUGAAGGUUCAAAAGAAAACAUUAAAAAAAUUACAUUUGUUGUGCCAGCACCAGUGUCUCUAGCUACUACAAUUCCAAAAUUAGAUAUACCUCUUAAAAUAAAACAAAGAAUUGCAUAUGAUUGGAAUAUGAUAAAUACAUUUAAUAGAUUUUUGAAAAUACCAUCCAAAUAUUCUGCUGAGCAUGUUAUAGAAGACUACAUCAAUUCAAAAUCUACUACAAAACCUAUGUACAAAGAACGUGCACUCAAUAUUGGUUUAUCAUUAAUGCAAUAUUUCAAUGUUUUAGUCAAUACUCAAUUAUUAUACCCAAUAGAACGCGAGAUUGAUGUUCAAGUAAAAGCUUUAUCUUUGCUAUCAGAGAAAGAGAGUCAUACAGGUUAUAAAUUUAAGUACCAGAAAAAUAUGUAUCCUAAGGAAUUUUGGUGCUCAGUAUAUGGACCAGUGUACCUUUUAAGAAUGUGUGUUAAAUUGCCAAGUUUAUUGUCAUCAAUGUGGUACAGUGAAAAACAAUUGGCAUUUAUAGUAGAUAAUUUCCACGACUUUUUAAAGAUAACUCUCAUUUAUAUUUUUGUACCAGAAGUCUAUCACCUUUCAACACUCUGUUGUAAUAUAUAUGCUUUAAAUUUAAUAUAAAACUUAAAAAAAAUAUGACGAAAAAGAAUACAAUAGUUGCUGCUUAUUAUAAUCAUGGUUAAUGCUAUCAAAAAAUGUAAGUAAUGGGACUAUUGUAAAACUAAUUAUGUACUAUUUGUAAAUGUGUUAAAAAUGUUAUCAAUCGGGCUAAAAAUUAUAUGCAUUUAUAAAUUUUGUUUGAGACUUUUUAUAAGAUCCCAAGUUUGACCAUCGUUGUCAUAUAAUUAUGUAGUAACUUAGAAAUAUUUUUCGUUUGGAGGAGGGUAAAUCAUCCCAAAAUGCUAUAACUUUGGUAAAGACACAUUACUAAGUGUUCAAGUAAAUUAAUAACACAUCAGUAGAUACACAUUAUAAGUAAUCUAAAACAUAUAGUUCAGUGAAAAUAUAACACAGAACCAAAAUAUUUAGUAACAACUUUCAAUAAACUUGAGGUUAUUAUUAUAUCAAUUUUAACAUGUUCUUUCAAAUACUUUUAAUGUUAUUAAGUCACAUAAAAUUGAAUUUAUCAAAGUAAUAUUUCAGAAAAAAAUAGAAUUAGUUUAAAAUAACUACUCUUAGGAAG
Molecule: messenger RNA, 1785 nt
Organism: Daktulosphaira vitifoliae (grape phylloxera)
Lineage: Eukaryota; Metazoa; Arthropoda; Insecta; Hemiptera; Phylloxeridae
Product: mortality factor 4-like protein 1
Exons: 10
Coding region: 129-1223 (364 amino acids)
Biological process (GO): chromatin organization; regulation of DNA-templated transcription
Cellular component (GO): NuA4 histone acetyltransferase complex; nucleus
Source: RefSeq, a predicted model, not a curated record